Molecule: messenger RNA, 2461 nt
Organism: Rubroshorea leprosula
Lineage: Eukaryota; Viridiplantae; Streptophyta; Magnoliopsida; Malvales; Dipterocarpaceae
Source: the annotation of a GenBank genome assembly
CGAAAAAGCACCGAAAGAAUUCCAACAGACGGUCUCCCCCAGUGAGGACUGCCGGCAAAUGCGAGCAUGAGGGAAGGUUGCCGAAUCGCUAUCCUUCUCGCGGUGUUUCUUCUCAUCGGAGCUCCAGCGGUGGACGGAGGAGACUUCAAAGGAGACUACUCUAAGCUAUCGGGGAUCAUAAUACCGGGAUUCGCAUCCACUCAGCUCAGAGCAUGGUCCAUUCUCGACUGCCCGUACUCUCCUCUUGAUUUCAAUCCGCUUGACUUGGUCUGGCUUGACACUACCAAACUCCUUUCAGCUGUAAAUUGUUGGCUUAAGUGCAUUUUACUCGAUCCUUAUAACCAAACAGAUCACCCUGAAUGCAAGUCACGGCCUGAUAGUGGUCUUUCUGCGAUAACAGAACUAGAUCCAGGUUAUAUUACAGGUCCACUUUCUUCGGUAUGGAAAGAAUGGGUUAAGUGGUGCAUUGAGUUUGGUAUAGAAGCUAAUGCAAUCAUUGCUGUUCCAUUUGAUUGGAGAUUGCCACCAUCAAUGCUUGAGGAGCGAGAUCUUUAUUUUCACAAGUUAAAGCUGACAUUUGAAACUGCUCUUAAACUUCGUGGUGGACCCUCUUUAGUUUUUGCCCAUUCAUUGGGGAAUAAUGUGUUCCGUUACUUUUUGGAGUGGUUAAAGCUAGAAAUUGCACCAAAACAUUAUAUCCAAUGGUUGGAUGAGCAUAUCCAUGCCUAUUUUGCUGUUGGAGCUCCUCUCCUUGGCGCAACUGAGACUGUCAAAGGAAUACUUUCCGGGCAAACAUUUGGUCUUCCUGUUUCUGAGGGCACAGCUCGAUUAAUGUUCAAUUCUUUUGGCUCUUCACUGUGGAUGUUGCCAUUUACAAAGUACUGCAGAGCAGAGAAUGAAUAUUGGAAGCAUUUAUCUGGUGGUAUUAGGAAGGGUCACCAUACAUAUCAAUGUGAGGAACAGGAAUUUCAAUCAAACUACUCUGGAUGGCCAACAAAUAUAGUUAAUAUUGAAAUUCCCUCUAACCGUGGAUUUGAGGCUUAUCCAUCAAUUUCAGAAAUAGCUGAGAACAGCUUGUCCAACAUGGAAUGUGGACUCCCAAGACAAUUAUCAUUUUCUGCCCGUGAAGUAUCAGAUGGGACUUUGUUCAAAGCAAUAGAAGAUUAUGAUUCAGAUAGCAAGAGGCUCUUGUAUCAGUUACAUAAGUGGGUACCAAGGCACACUCUUUCUCCAUUUCAAAGAAUUAUCAUUAUUUGCUUUAGAUUUUAUGUUUCAUUUUUAAUUCACCAUUGUGGGUUUUUCCACUUACACACCCUCUCAUAUGCAAGCCCAUUGGGCUUGCCACAUGAAAUCGGAACCACAGCUUACCAAGCCAUUUUCAACCUUACUAUGGGUUGCACUCCAGGGCUUCUAACAGCCUCUCCUGGGUUGCAAACUUGCAGCAACUCUCUACAGCAGAGCACAUGGGCUGGGUUCGCAACGACCUCCCUUGGGUCACACACUGACCAGGCUUGCGGCAACUAGGUGGAGUCCAUCAUAAAACCAAUUGGCAAUAGAUGUAGUCCAGAUUGUAUUUAUGUCCACAGGUUUCCCUUUUAAUUCACCAAUGUGGGAUUUUCCCAAUUAGAGUGAUGUUUCUUAAUUUCAUCUUAGAAGCGAUGUUGGAUGUUUAUGAUUGAAGUUCACUAGCUAUUUCGGAGCCUUAAGAUUUUUCUCGUACAUGUCCAUAAAUGACUACAUGAGGCAUGAUCUCUUAAAGCUUUAGAUUCAAUUUCUCAUAUAUGACAUGAAAUUCAUAAUCAAGUUGACAUGUGGUACCAUAAGUUGUGGACUGACAUCAAGGUAAUUAAGCAGACUAAUUGUGAAGUUAAUAGGUUUGAAAUCUAGAAGAAUAUUGAUUUACUGGGUCUUCUUUGACCUUAGUUUUUGUACCUAAGGCUGUUGUUCUCAUCUCAGCUACUUUCCAAAUUGCUUUCAAUGAUAAUCUAAAUGUGGUUGUUUGUAAGCAUUGAUGAUUUCUGAGCCAAAUUUCUUUUUCCUUUAAAAACUUAUUACAGCACUAAAUCUCUAGACUUUUCUUUCAGUUUCAUUCAAUAAAAGUUGUGCAGGUGUUUACUGCUAUCUUUUAACAGGCUUAUGUUUCAAUGCUGUGUUUUUCAGGUCAUAUCAUGGUGAUCCUGUUCUGAAUCCUCUUACGCCUUGGGAUAGACCACCAAUAAAAAAUGUUUUCUGUAUCUAUGGGAUAGAUUUAAAGACUGAGGUAAUAUCAUAUUCUCCAUGUUAAUAUCAUAGCCAUAUUGUUUGUGAUUGUAUUGCAAAUACUAUGAGAAUCUGUUCUCUUCUAUGGUGAUUUCUUAAUGAAUCAUUAGUUUUGACUGACAGAUGAUGAACUUGGAAAGAACUUGGUUUAUUGGGUUACUAUUAUCUUAAUGUUCUUUACCAAUGCGAAAAACAUGUUGCG